This is a messenger RNA of Linepithema humile (Argentine ant), 1520 nucleotides long. It is a transcript of the gene Prp18, whose product is annotated as pre-mRNA processing factor 18. The record is from RefSeq and is a predicted model, not a curated record. Gene Ontology annotation, biological process: generation of catalytic spliceosome for second transesterification step; RNA splicing. Gene Ontology annotation, cellular component: U2-type post-spliceosomal complex; U4/U6 x U5 tri-snRNP complex; U5 snRNP. NCBI's taxonomy places the organism in Eukaryota, Metazoa, Arthropoda, Insecta, Hymenoptera, Formicidae.
AGCUGUUUUCUGUCAUUUUCAGAAGAAUUUAAUGAACUACUACAUAAUAUAAACUUUUGAUUAGUAAAAUUUUACUUAGAAGAUUUAAAAAUUUUUAUGUUACAUUAUAUUGAUUUAAUUAAAUCAUGAUAAUUGAUAUGUGUUAAUAGUAUAACCUUUUAGCAAAGGAAUUCAAUCAUUAAAGCAGUAACAUUUAUAUAAAGCAGUAACAUUUAUAUAAAGCUUGUUUUCUUUAUAAUUAUUUUCCUUGAAAGUUUACUUAUAUAGUUAUCAUAUUUAUUAGCAAAAUGGAUAUUCUGAAAGCAGAGAUAAUGAAGAAACGCAAGGAAUUGGAAGAAAGUCGUGUCCUAGAGAACAAUAAGAAAUAUUUCAAAAGGAGUCAAUUAAUAUCAAAAGAGCAGGAAGUGCAUGAAACUGAUAAGAAGAACAACGAAGCUACUCCAUCAAACACUAAUCAACAGUCAGAGGAAUCUGUAGCAGACAGCAGCUCUGAUCACUUGCUAUCAAGACAAGAAGUGGUUAGGCGAUUACGUGAACGAACAGAGCCCAUAUUAUUAUUUGGCGAAUCUGAAAUAGAAGCAUUCAAGAGAUUAAGGAAAUGUGAAAUUCUUGAACCAGAAGUAAAUAAGGGCUUUAGAAAUGAUUUUCAAGAGGCCAUGGAACAAGUGGAUCAAGCAUAUCUUAACGAAAUCUUAACAUCCUCAAAAUCUCAAAGUCUUGAUGGAAAAGGAGAUGUAAAUGUACCUGAUGAGGGUGUUACCUACGAGGAUAUACAAAAAAUGUCGACUAAACUAAACAAGGGGGACAAAGAAUUUGAUAUGAAUGUCAUCACUCUAUUUGUACAAUAUCUGGUUCAGAUGUGGGGCAUUCAAUUAAACAGCCGGUCAACUGCUGAAAAAAUGGGCACAAAAGGAAAAAUGAAUAGUGCCACGUAUGCCCAAACAAGAGAGUAUUUAAAGCCGCUUUUAAGGAAGUUGAAAAAUAAAUCUCUCCCAGAGGAUAUAACUGAUAGUUUAACAGAAAUCGUUAAACACUUACUACAGCGUAAUUAUAUAUUGGCUAGUGAUGCUUAUUUGCAAAUGGCUAUAGGCAACUCUCCAUGGCCUAUUGGUGUCACUAUGGUUGGUAUUCACGCUCGUACUGGCAGGGAGAAAAUCUUUUCGAAGAAUGUCGCUCAUGUCAUGAACGAUGAAACUCAGAGAAAAUAUAUUCAAGCACUCAAGAGACUGAUGACUAAAUGUCAAGAGUAUUAUCCUACAGAUCCUUCACGUUGUGUAGAAUAUGCAAAAAAUUAAUUUUUAUGAUAAAAUGCACAAAAUAAAAUAAUAUACUUUGCGAUAUACUUUGAGUUAUAAAAGUAAUUUGUCAGCUUAUUAUUAUUGCAUCAAAAAUUAAUUGAUUGCUAAACAUCUUAAAAUAAAGUAAAUUUGUUAUGAAUUUCUGAGAUAGUCAAUAGGUAACAUACUGUAUAUAUGUAUAUUGUAUAUAUUUUUUAUAAUAAACUGUAGUAAUACCAUGAA